AUGUCUAUCGCAUCACAACUUAAUACCUUUGUUCCAACUGUUAACACUUCUCAUAUUGUAUCCUUUAUUUAUGACAAUAAUAAGGCUAAAUUUAUUGAUAGAUAUACAUUACAUCGAGGGGCAUUAGACUCAUUAAACCAUUUAUUUAAAAACCAUGAAUUGUUAAGUGAAUGGAAAGCAUCAUUAUUUGGAGAUGAAUCAGAGCAAUGUAAUAGAGAUAUGUUAACAGAUACUCAAAAUAAAGAAUUAUCAAAAAAAAUAUCAAAUUUCUUACCUUAUUUAAGUCAACAUUUCUUAAAUCCAGAAUGUGGGCCAAUCAUUGAAUACAUGAUUCGUGUUUAUUCCAUUAAUAUACUUGGAGCUAAUGAAUUAAUUCUUUCGUUCUUAUCUCAUUAUCAAAACCCAUUAUUCAUUCGUUUAUUAUCUUUAUGUAAGCCAACAAUAUUUACUAAUUUUAUUAAUUUAGAUAGAAUUAGUAGAAGAGAUUUUGUUAUUCAUUUGACUCAAUUCCCAACUACACUUUCAGCUUUAAUUAAUUUUUAUAUAGACCAUCCUAUUCUUAUUCAUAAUGCUCGUUAUAGUACUUUUAUUUGUACUUUAUUAAUUAGUAUUGCUCAACAACAAAUUAUAUCUGAAGUUGUUUUAACCACAUUACUUUCUGUUGUUCUUCAAUUAAUUAAAUCAGAUUCUCCAAAACUUACAGUUGUUGCACUUUCAUUAUCUUCACAAAUUCUUUCAUUAUAUGGUACAUUUAUUCCUGAAAGAGAUAAUGUUUUACAAACAUUAUAUAUUCUUGAUUUAUAUCUUAAAUAUUUUUCAAAUUUAGAGGAAUUAUUUAUUUUAAAAGAUAUUUAUGAAUCAAUUGGAAGUAAAUUAGAAUCAACACUUUCUAAAACUGAUAUUACUUUUAGUGAAUUAAAUUCAUUAUAUAAUACUAUCAUAAUUAUUUUUGGUCAAUAUAUGGAAGUAACUAAAUUAAAAGAAUUAGAAUGUGGUAAAAAGAGUUGUGAAUUUUUAUUGUCAGUAUUAUUAUCUUUAUACAGACAAAAUCCUACAAUUAGAAUUAAAACAUCAAUGAUUGAAAUACUAGUUUUAUUAUUUGAUACAAUACAAUUUAAAAAUCUUGGGUAUAAAAAUAAUAUAUCAUAUAAUGAAAUGUUAACUAAUAUACUCAUCGACUCUCUUAAAGAACAAAGUAAUUACAGUUCAUGUAUUAUAAGUUUAUUCGUUGAAUUAGUUCAAGGAGAUUGUUUCCAAUAUAUUGAAUAUCUUAAAUUAUUACCAUUUAAUAUUGCCUUAAAUUCUUAUAACAAAAGUGAAAAAACUAAAGAAGAAACUCUUAAAGGAUUAAUUGGAACUACUCACUACAUUUCAUUUUUAAAUACAAUUAAAUCUAAUUUAUCAGAAAAAGAAAAAACAGUUAUUAUUCAACAACACUUUAUUUAUGUUAUUAAAGAAUUAAUGAAAGAAAGUUCAAAAGAAAGAAUGUAUGGAUUUGAUUGUUUAAAUGAAAUCGGUAAACUUGCAAAAGGAUAUAAAGAAAAUAAUAUUAUAAUUAGUGGAAACAAAACAUUAAAAUUUGAAUAUUAUUUGAAUUAUAUCACUGCUGUACAACAAUCAAAAAUUGAGUUAACAUCAUCAAGUAAUUUUAUUACUACAUUUAAUAAUGUUUAUUUGAAUAAAAUUAAUGAAAAACAUAGAGGAUUAUUUGUUGAUCAUGUUAUUGAUGUAAUUAACAAAGACCAUUUAUUACCAUCACAAGAAAAAAUGAAUGUGUUAAUGUCAUUUGGAAUGAGAAGUGUUGAUAAUAUUGUUGGAAUUAUGAAAAUGUUAAAUGAUUCUGAUGAAUUAUAUGAUAGUCACUUUGAACAAAAAGUAUUAAGUGAAGUAAUAAAAUCAAUUGUACAAAUUAAAUAUGUUGGAGCAUUUGUUGGAAAUAAACAAUUAUUUGAUACGUUUAAAGAAAUUAUUCAAAUGAGUAAUGGAGAAAAUGUAGUAUUGAUUUGUUCAUUAAUGAAUGAAGAGAUGUGGGGAAUGAUGGAUGAUAUUCAUCAGGAAGAACUCCUUAGAAUCUUAGCUGUCGAACAUAAAGAUAAAAGGUCUCAAGUUAUUAAUAAAUUAAAUAGAAUGCUUAAAAUAACUCCAUUUGAUUUAGUCAAUAAAAUUGUUAUGAAAAUUAUAACAAUGAUUAAUACAAAAGAACCAAUUCAAAAUAAACAAUUAAAGAAAGUGCCAUCUAUUGUUAUUGAAACAACAUCAAUAAAUGAAAACAAUGAAAAAAAAAUGGAAGAAGAAAUUAUUGAAAAUGAUAACCAAGGAAAAGAAGAUAAAGUCAUUAUGAAUGAAUUACAAUUUAUGGUAUUUGUUUUUGAAUCAUUUUUCAAAGUGCACAAAGGGUCAUUGAAUAAUAUUAACUUUGAAGAUAAUGAAUUUAAUAAAACAUUUAGUGAAAGCAUUAAAAAUAUUUCUCAAUUAAUACAAAUUACUAUUAAAUUACCACAGUGUUAUCAUACAGAUUAUCUUAUUAAUAUUGAAAUGAAUAGUUUAAUAUAUACAGUUGGAUUUGUUUCAAAAUACCUCACAUUUAUUUCUACAGCUAAACCCAUUGAACAACCAAGAAAAAAAGGAGUUAUUAUUGUAAGAUCAAAGCAUGAUACAUUCCAAAAUAAAAUUAAAAAAAUGACUGAAGAUCUCGCAUCAAGUAUUCAAGUUUUAACUGUUAUAGAUGUUAUUUAUGAAGUUAUUGAAACAUUUGGAAUGACUCCAGCUAUUUAUAAUGGAGCUAUCACAGUACUAUCACAAAUGAUUGCAUUAUUCCCAACACUAUUUGUUGAACAUUCAGAUAGAUUUGUCAGAGCUUUAUCUAAAGAAGAAAUUGUAGGAAUUGUUGUACAAAAAUUAAUCCCACAUGUAAUAUCUUCUAUUAGUUCAGCACAAGGACUUCCAGCAACAUCAAUUGUAGAAUUACUAUCAAUGAUAGUUGAUAAUUAUAAUCAAUUACCAUAUCACAGAAGAAGGGAAAUCUUUUUGCAAUUGUUUAAAGAAAGUAAAUUAUCAGAAGAACAUCUUUCUGGAGUAAUAGUGUUAUUAAUAGAAAAUGAAGCAGAUAAUGUUUUACCAUUUGUUUAUGAUGUUUUCAGAGAAUUAAAUAAUGACAAAGUAAUUAAAUUACUUGCUUGUAUUAUCGAAGAUUCUUGUCAAUUAUUACAAGAUAAUAGAGAAGGUGUAUUUGCUGGAUAUCAACUAAAAAUAACAAAGAAAAAAGAAGUGGCUCAUUUAUGUAUUGAUUUUGUAAAUGGACAAAUUACCAAAAGAGAGUUUAUUGCUAAGUGUAUGAAAACUACUGAAGAUGUUAAUAUUCAACAAAGUUAUACUAUUCUUUUCAAACAAGUUAUUGAAAUGUUAAAUAAAUUUGAUUGUACUGAUGAAAAUGAUUCUAAUACUAUUUUUGCAGAUAAAUUACAUGAUAUGGUAGAUAAUAUCUCUGAUUUGUUUAGUAUAACUACACUCAUUAGGGCUGUGGUUUUCUUGUUAAAACAAUCAAGUAUUCGUGUUAAAAGAACAGCAUUACUUAUUUUAAAUCAAAAACUAACUGCACUAACACCAGAAGAAAUGAGUAUGUAUGAAGCAAGUUUCUUAAAUGCUGAAAAUGGACUUAUUCAUGUUGUUAUUAAAAUUCUUGAAAAUGUAGAUAAAUUAAAUCCAAGUAGUGUAGAUAAUGAUGCAGAACAAGCAACUAUUCAAACAGGAGUUUUGUUAUUAGAAAUUUUAUUAAGAUUUUAUGGAGCACAACAUACUUCUAUAUUUAUGGACUUAUUAAAUUAUGUAUUAAAAUGUAUUCAAAUCAAAAACACUCUCAAAAAUAUUAAGAUUGUUGCUUCUGCUUUAUUAUGUCUUAGUAUAUAUGCUGCUGAAUUAAAAACAUCAUUAAUGCCACAAUUACCACAAUUAAUUCCAAUGUUCUUUGAUUUAUUGCCACAUGGUGGAGAUGAAGAUAGUGUUAAUAGUUUAAUUAACUCAGUAAUAUCUUGUAUGAUGAGUUUCACUAAGUCAUAUGGAAAUAUUGUACACCCAUAUAUUAACUCUUUUAUUCCAUUAAUAUUAGAUUCAGAGUACACUUCAAAUCCAAUUGUUUAUCCAUUUAUUAUGGAAUUUAUGGGAGUUGUUGGAUCUUCAAUAGAAUUUAGAUUAGUUAUGUCAUUAGUCUCUUCUAAUUUUAAGAACAAAAAAUUACAAAAUGAUACUUCCCUUGCUGCUUUGUUUGGAUUAUUAUCAAAGAGCUUAAAUGAAAACCAAACGUCGAUCUCUCAAAUGAGAGUUAAAUUAUAUCAGUUCUUAUUUGAAGCAUUAAAAACAGUACCAAAGAUUUCUAGUCCAUUAAAUAUGAAACAUUGUAAUGAUGAAUUAAUUGGAGUAUUUAAUUCAUUAGUAUUAAAACUAUCAGACGAUACAUUUAAACCAUUCUUCUUGAAAUGUGCAGAAGGAUUUAAUGAAGUAGUUGGAACAAGUGAAAUACCUUCGAUUUACAUCUACACAAAAAUUAUCUUAUCAUUCUCAAAAACAUUAAAAUCUCUAUUUGUCCCUUAUUAUGCUUUUGUUCUUAAAAGUAUAUUAACUAUUUUAAAUCAACUACCUUUAAGUCUUGCAAAUGCUCUUGUUCCAGAAAGAUCAACAUUAGGUAAACGUUCAGCAAAUAACAUUAAAAAAGGAGAUAAUGCUAUUGUACUAUUAGACUCUAUUUAUUUAAAUAUUGAAUUAUUACAAACAUUAUUCCAAAAUGAUAAUUCUAACUUUGUUGAUUCUCAAAAGGUUGAGCAAUUAUUACCAACAGUUAAUUUGAUUGAUUUAAUGCAUAAUUGUUAUAAAGAAGAAGAUGAUUACUUUGAUUUUAUUACUAAAAGAUUAUCACCUUGUUUAUGCCAAUUUGCAUUAUGCGUUCCUAACCAAGUCUGUUGGAAGCCUUUAAAUCAUCAGUUAUUAAUUCAGACUCAACACACAGACUCAAUUGUCCGUUUAGCAGCAUUACAUUGUAUGAUUCAUUUGUGGGAUACUAUUGCUGCUGAUAUUGUUUACUUACUUCCAGAAACUCUUCCAUACCUUACAGAUCUUAUGGAAGAUACCAAUCAAGAAGUUGUUGAAGCAGCAAAAGAAUUUGCUCAAAUAGUUCAAAAGCACUUGGGAGCUGAUUCUUUACAGAAGUAUUUGAAUUAA
Molecule: messenger RNA, 5211 nt
Organism: Entamoeba dispar SAW760
Lineage: Eukaryota; Evosea; Mastigamoebida; Endamoebidae
Product: bap28, putative
Exons: 2
Coding region: 1-5211 (1736 amino acids)
Biological process (GO): maturation of SSU-rRNA from tricistronic rRNA transcript (SSU-rRNA, 5.8S rRNA, LSU-rRNA); positive regulation of transcription by RNA polymerase I
Cellular component (GO): small-subunit processome; 90S preribosome; t-UTP complex
Molecular function (GO): snoRNA binding
Source: RefSeq, a predicted model, not a curated record